Molecule: messenger RNA, 462 nt
Organism: Mesorhabditis spiculigera
Lineage: Eukaryota; Metazoa; Nematoda; Chromadorea; Rhabditida; Rhabditidae
Source: the annotation of a GenBank genome assembly
AUGCUGGCCGUGUUGCCUCUCAAUCUACACCAACAAAUUACCGACAUUUCGAAGGAGGCGAAGAAUUGCCUAACGAAAUCUGAAACGGCUUCGGUCGUCCCGGUCCCCCCGAAUUCCAAGCUAUGCCACCCACAUAUUGGCGGAAUGAUUCCUGAGAAUGCUGGGCAUCUACCGCGGGCUGUUCUCACCAAAAUCCCGAUCAGAUAUGUCCUAUUGGGAGCUACCCUAAUUACCCUACUCAUCGCCAUCCAACCUCUAAUCUGCACUUUUAUAUCAAUAAUAGACACCCUAUUCCAACGCGCCAUCUGCUUCAUCUACCUCCAUAAACACGACAGUUUCGCGAAGGAUGAAGAUGACUAUCCCAUCUUCUGGCGCCUUAUGCUCGAGAACUUUCUGUCGACCCGGAAUAUCAUUGAUAUCCCCUCCCUUUUCAUGUUCUUCUUUUAUAUGGUGGCAUUGCUU